Messenger RNA from Pseudopodoces humilis (Tibetan ground-tit), 2538 nucleotides. RefSeq names its product CD34 molecule (gene CD34). Gene Ontology annotation, cellular component: membrane. Gene Ontology annotation, biological process: cell-matrix adhesion. Lineage: Eukaryota; Metazoa; Chordata; Aves; Passeriformes; Paridae. The record is from RefSeq and is a predicted model, not a curated record.
UCCACCUCGCAGUCCCGGACCACAAGCACAACCCCUGAAGAGAAACCCACCCCACAAAGUGAGUGAUCUCAAAGGCUUGAACUCCAAGCAAAGCCGCAUGAGCUCAGAGCUGCUGCAGGACUGAGGAGCCCGGGCCCCAAAAGCGGCGCUUUUUUGGGAGCGGGGAACGCCGCUUUUGGGAAUUCCCACAGCCAUGAAGUGGAGGCAGCUCCUGGGCAUCACCAUCUGCGUGCUGGAGCUGGCUGGCUGCGCUGCCAGGAGCACGGCAGACACCCCCACACCGACGGCAGCGAGGGACGGCAGCAGUGGGACAGCCAGCGCCGCCAGCACAGCCACGGGACACGCCAGCACCGCCAAACCAACCUCUGCUGGAACCGUGGCCGGGUCCGUGGCCACCAGCCCGACAUUGACAGGGCUCCCAGAGCAGCUGAGGACGAGCCCCCAGCCCAGCCCGGCCCCCACCUCACUGCCGGACACCUCGGCGGGGCCACACGGGAGCCCGGGGGUCUCCACUGCCCGGGACCCCCCGACACAGCCCAGGGACACAGGGACAGACACCGCGGCCUCCACGGUGACCGGGAGCAGCUCUGCGGUCACCUCGGAGCAUCCCCGGGUGCCAACGGCCACCACGGCCCCACAGCCGGCCCUGAGCCCUGAGCCUGCCCCCGCUGCCAUCGGGUGCCACCGUGCCAGAGACGAGGGGGACACCGGAGCCAUCUGCCUGCGGCUCAACGAGUCCCGGAGCUGCGAAAACUUCUUAGAGAGGAAGGGAUGGGAUUUGUGGCAAGCAGUAUGUGAAAAUAGAACCCACACCUUGGACUCCCCCUGCGAGAUCAAACUCACUCCGUCCAGCCUGGACAGGGACUGCUUGCUCCUCAUCCUCAAAGGAGAGAAAGAUCCUGACAACCUUCUGAACGCCCUCCAGAAGUCUCACUGGGAAAAGUUUGGAAUAGAAUCCCUUAAAAAGGAGAGCAGGAGGAGCCAGAGGGACUCUUCUCAGAAGACGCUGAUCGCGCUGGUCACAUCUGGGCUGCUGCUGGCCUUCCUGGGCCUGGCUGGAUAUUUCCUGAUGAAGCGGCGCAGCUGGAGCCCCGCGGGAGAGAGGCUGGCUGAAGACCCCUACUACACGGAGAGCCAGGGGAACACCAUGCUGAUGAGCCCGUCCCAGGAGCCAGCGGAGCUGCAGGAGAAGCCAAACCUCCCAAACCUCAACGGGGGCACCCAGGAGAACGGGACGGGCCAGGCGUCCUCCAAGAGCGGCCGCUCGGGCCGGCAGCAGAGCCCUGCCGACACCCAGAUGUGAGCAGGAGCCCCCAGGGCAGGGCAGGAGAUUUCUCUGCACACACAGGGAAUUGCAGACCUUCUGUACCUUUAUUAUUGCCUCUGUGGAGAGCUUCAAAACCAGCCUGAAGCACGUUGAGCUGCCCAAGAGCGGCUCCUCUGCCUCCUCCUCCUCCUCCUGCUGAGCACACAGGACUCCUCUCUGCAGCUGUUCUGUGUUUUUGUUGUUAGAAGAACAUCAGGACACAUCCCAGGGCCCUCAGCCCCUCCACAGCUUUAAAGCAGAGGCAGAGCUGGGCUCCAGCAGCCCGGAUUUCUGGUAGCAAUAUGUUAGGCUGACUAAAGUAGUUAAAUUGGGACUGCAGUGACAAAAACCUCUCAGGUUUCAGAUAGUUUUGGUUAACAGAGUUGUUUAUAAUCUCAUCUUUAUGUUUCAGUGCAGGAUUUCUUCCUCUUCUGAGACCAUCAGGCAUUUAACCCCUUCCUGUGCUUUAGGGCUCCUCUACUCUUUCCUACUCCAGCAGAAUUUGCUGAAGCUCUGUAAAACUUUCCACGUGGAAUUCAAGGCUGAAAUGUCAACUUCUUUUUCUCUGAGUCCUGCCACAGCCUCCUCCUGCCAGGGCUGGGGGUUGUGGCAGGCAGAGCCAGCAGUUUAUCCCUUGGGUGAGAUGGAGAACGCGAGGCUGGGCUCUGUGGGUGUCUGGGGCAGGAAUUUGGGAAUGGGAGGUGCCAAAGGGCUCCCGGAGGGAUGGGAGGGAGACAAAACCGCAGCUCUGCAGUGGGAAUUCCUCUCUCUGCGCCAGCAGCAGGGCCAUGAGCAAAGAGCAGGAUUUUCACUUUGGGAAGUACCAAAUCCCAGGAGCAGGAGCAGGUCUGACCCCUCUCCGUGCUGAUCCCACUCCAGGGAGGCGCUGCUGGAGCUCGGUGGGACCCAGGGCAGGUUUGUUCCCCACCCCAAACACGUUUUUAGGGAGCCAAAGCCCUGAUUGUGCCAGACAGGACGAGUUGUGGUUCAACACGAGCACCAGCAGCGACCUCCACACCCCAAAGAAGCCCAAAAACGGCCCUUGAAGCUGAUCUACCCUCUCACAAGUGAAUUCAUCCCAGAUUUCUCUCGGUGCUGAACCCCUGAGGAGAAGGGAUUUUUUUCUGGUACAGUGCUCAAAGCAAUGACAGCACCAUCCAUCACCACCUGGGGCUGGUUUUAUUUGUGGGUGCAAGAGUCACUUAAACACAAUUAAAAUAUUCCAGGCUGUU